Messenger RNA from Penaeus indicus, 546 nucleotides. Its product is annotated as larval cuticle protein 65Ag1-like. Lineage: Eukaryota; Metazoa; Arthropoda; Malacostraca; Decapoda; Penaeidae. The record is from RefSeq and is a predicted model, not a curated record. The transcript has 3 exons. The coding region runs from base 1 to 546 and encodes 181 amino acids.
AUGGAGUGCCACUCCCUCAUCACACUCCCCUCCGAACAUACACCGAAGCGCAUCCAGCGACCCGGGAAAGAACAUGAAGCUCGUAAGUUGGCUCUCCGAGUCGCAGAAGAACACGAGAUUGGUUGUUUGGGCUCUGCCGUAGUUCUCGCUCUCGUGGCCGUGACCGUGGCCGAGCAAGUGCCCCUCACCACCCCCCCUGUGGCCAUCCUGAGGAGCGCACAGGUCAACCCCGACGCGUUCGGCGCCCACAGCUCCGACUUCGAGGCCGAGAACGGCAUCGUGUUCCAGUUCUCGGGCUCCGAGGGUGCCGCUGGCGGAGCCAACAUGGUCGGAUCUUGGAGCUACCCCCUGGAGGACGGCUCUCUGGCCGAAGUGAAGUUCGUGGCCGACGAGAACGGCUUCCAGCCCGAGUCGUCGCUCCUGCCUGUGGCCCCCGCCUUCCCCCACCCCAUCCCCCAGUUCGUCCUCGAUCAGAUCGAGUUCGCCCGCCUCGAGGAUGAGCGCAAGGCUCUCGAGGCCCAACAGGCAGAGACGACUGAGGCCUAG